Molecule: messenger RNA, 1311 nt
Organism: Lodderomyces parapsilosis
Lineage: Eukaryota; Fungi; Ascomycota; Pichiomycetes; Serinales; Debaryomycetaceae
Gene: ERD1
Product: Erd1p
Exons: 1
Coding region: 1-1311 (436 amino acids)
Cellular component (GO): cytoplasm; membrane
Source: RefSeq, a predicted model, not a curated record
AUGGAUGAACCACUGAAUGAAACGAAAGCCAUUCUAUUCAAUGACCUUAUCCCACUUCCUUUCCGAAUCUUGGGGCUCAUCCAACUUGGUGUCACGCUAUGGUUUGUGUUAAAUUUUGUACUAUCAACAGUUUCAUCAUUAAACUUACUUCAGCUACUCAACUUGUCAUAUAAUACACACAAAUACACCCUGUUGGAUGGCCCGCUACCACUGUCAAAUGGAGAAUAUGCUACAUCCAUACCUGCUGACAGACACGAAAACAGUCGAUUAAUUAUAGGUAUAUGGUCAAGUUUAAAGGCAGUUACUAUAGUUAACGUACUCAGUUGGGUUGCAUUCAAAACUGUUCAGUAUUAUCUCAAUGAUUGGAAGAUUAUCUACUAUAGUAUACCUAUUGCACUGUUUGCGUACGUCUUUAAUAGACUAUUUUAUGCAAAUUCACAAAGUCCUGGACAAGUUCGUGUUUGGACAACAAUGAAACGAAUUCUACGAGGUGGCAUCAAUAGUCAAUCCAUGAGAAGUAACGAUAUCUUGAUUAGUGAUUCAUUGGUAUCCUUUGCUAAGGUUAUAAAUGAUUUUGGGUUAUUUGUAUGGAAUUAUUACAUCGAUGACACCACAGCAUAUAAUUAUAAAUUGGAAUUUGCUAUAUUGUGCAUUCCAACUUGCAUUCGUAUCAAGCAGUGUUGGUUUGAGUAUCGUACUACAAGACAAGUGCAACAUUUACUAAAUCUUGUCAAAUAUAGUACAGGUAUUGGCCCACUUGUCGUUAAUGUGUUGAUCAAAAGUACAUUGAUGAAUGCAAGUGAUGAUGCUAAACAAUCGGGUCAAUUGAUGAUUGAUUUGACGUCGUUGAACAAAUGGUGGUAUGUUCUACUGGCUUUGAAUUCAACAUACUCUUUUAUCUGGGAUAUCAAAAUGGAUUGGCAUUUACAAUUGUUUAACAAAUUAUUCAAUCCAAAAUCACAAUUUCGCAUUUUGCGUAUCCACAAGGCAUACCCAAAUAUUAUCUAUUUUUCAGCCAUGGUCAUUGAUUUCUUAUUACGGUUCAUUUGGGUGCUAAAAUUAUUCAUAAUCAAUGAACAAUUAGCUCAGUCAAGUGAAAUCAAGUUUAUACAUGUUAUGUCGACAUUCUUGUUUGGUUAUGAUGCGUAUUCGUUUGGAUAUGUAGUUAUUGAAACAUUGGAAAUCUUCAGAAGAUGGAUUUGGUGUUUCAUCAAGUUGGAAAGUGACUGGGUUAAAUUGAGAGUGCACGAGCAAGAGCAAUUUGGACAAAGAAGCGGUGAUGUGGAGUUGGAAGAUGUCGCGCAACAGUAG